AUGUCAAAUACAACAACACAUUUGACUCCACAUGGUUUUAUUUCAUUAGCUACUGCAAAUCAAUACCCCAUUUUUAAUUAUCCCAUCACAAUAAAUUCAAAUGCAACUCGUCAGUCUAUUUUUUCUGUUACUCCUCCAACUUCUUCAAUAUCUAGGGUGGCUAUUCCAGGAAGUUUAAUUGAUAAUAAUAAACAUACUACUAAAAAAGAAUCUGCUAAAUCUUCAUCUAGUAAUGAUGUCCCUAAGAAUUGUUUAAGGCAGAAUAUGUAG
Molecule: messenger RNA, 270 nt
Organism: Entrophospora sp. SA101
Lineage: Eukaryota; Fungi; Glomeromycota; Glomeromycetes; Entrophosporales; Entrophosporaceae
Source: the annotation of a GenBank genome assembly